AUGGAAAAUAGUACAGAGUAAAAAGACGCGGGCGGUUUCCUUUGGAAUCUUGUUUACAUCAUCACUUGUACCACCACGCACGGAGGAGAGAAACACGAACGGCAAAGAGGGGGAAAGAGAGAUUUCAAAGCUUGACAAUGGCCGACUCAACCGAAGAAUUCGAACCCCUCUUCGAUUACAGCCGCGUUCAACCCUUCGAAGUUGUCUGUCUCGAUGAUGAUUGUCAAGAUUCAUCCCCAGCUGUAAAUGCCAAACGAAGGAAGCUUCCUGAUUCUGCUGUUGAGAAGGUAGAAAAUAAUGGGAAAGUCGUACACAUAGUUGACUGUGAAGAGAAGGAAGAGGAUGAUUGGCUACCUCCUCCUCCCAAGGUUUCAAAUGAGGCCCGGGAGUUUGGCGAGGAUUCAACUAUAAAGGAGUUGAGGUUAAAGAAGCAGGAGUUGGCAGAAUUUGCAAAAUCAGCAAAAGAAGUGCUGCGUUCUGUGGAAGAAUCUGUGAAAAGAGAUUUUAAUUCUUCCUCAGUACCUGCAGUAGUGAUUACAGCUGACCAGCCAUCAAAGCCUCCUUGUGAAAGAGCUAAAAUAGUUAUUUCCAUCCAGGAAAAGGAAGGAGUCAAGCAAUUCCGCGUGUAUAAGGAUGAUAAGUUCGAGCGGCUCUUCAAGUUGUACGCAGAUAAAAGUAAGCUUGAUUUACAAAGAUUAGUUUUCUCUUUUGAUGGGGAUAAAAUUAGUCCAACCACAACUCCUGAUGCCCUUGGGAUGGAGGACGAUGACAUUAUUGAAGUGAACAUCAAGUUAAGUUGAUCAAAGUUUUCGCUUAAUCUAAGGCAGUGAAUUGGAUGUCAUAUGGGAACUUCUCUUCAGGUUAUGCUGUUGAAUUCUCCUAACCCUUUUGGUUAAGGUCUUUUUUGGUUCUAAUAUUUGGUGAAGUUUGACUACAAGUUGUAUAGCUUUGAAUGAAGUUUUUGCUCUAGUUUUGAAGAAGCCUAACCGUGUAAUGACAACUUGUAAAAUAGGUACAAUUAAGCAUAAAGUCUUGCUUUUAGUCUCUAUGGACAUUGUAAUCACUUCGCGUUAAUGGAAAAUGUGAAAUCUUGUUAUAAUUGCA
Rhododendron vialii is the source of this 1104-nucleotide messenger RNA. RefSeq lists its product as uncharacterized. The record is from RefSeq and is a predicted model, not a curated record. Lineage: Eukaryota; Viridiplantae; Streptophyta; Magnoliopsida; Ericales; Ericaceae. The transcript has 7 exons. Bases 138 to 800 code for a protein of 220 amino acids.